Eucalyptus grandis is the source of this 4056-nucleotide messenger RNA. RefSeq names its product formin-like protein 1. The record is from RefSeq and is a predicted model, not a curated record. Gene Ontology annotation, biological process: actin cytoskeleton organization; actin nucleation. Gene Ontology annotation, molecular function: actin filament binding. Lineage: Eukaryota; Viridiplantae; Streptophyta; Magnoliopsida; Myrtales; Myrtaceae.
UCCACCUUCCCCUCCUCCUCCAUUAUUCAUACUUCCUCCUUCUCCUCCUCCUCCUGCUGUUCCCUGAUCUGAUCUCACCCACCUUCCUCCUCCCUCUCUCUCUUUCUCUCUCUACAGUCCCCACACCAAGCAAGCACCACCACCGCCAUUACUGCACUUCUCACUCUCACUCUCCUUCUCCUCCACUGGGAAGUGAGAGCCCUCACUCCACUCCACAAUGCCCUCCUCCUUUUCCUCCACCAUCUCCACCUUCUUCCUCGUCCUCUUGACCUGCCUACCCAUCUCCUCGUCGUUCUCCUCCUCCCUCCCUGGCCGCCGCAUCCUCCACGAGCCCUUCUUCCCCCAAGGCUCCCCCCUCCCGCCGCCCCUCCCGCCGCCUCCCCCCCCCGCCCUCCCCCAAGUACCCUUUCUCCUCCUCCACCGCCACCCCGCCCCCGACCACUCCCCCUUCUUCCCCACCUACCCUUCCCCUCCCCCUCCCCCUCCCCCCGCCUCCUUCGCCUCCUUCCCCGCCAACAUCUCCUCCCUCAUCCUCCCCAGCUCCUCCAAGCCCAAGUCCGCCUCCGCCCACAAGCUCCUCCCCGUCGCCAUCGGCGUCACCGUCUCCGCCCUCUUCCUCCUUGCCGCCGCCCUCGUCGUCGUCCUCCUCCGCCGCCGUCGCCGGCAGGCCCGGGACUUGGCCGACGAUGCCAAGACCCAGAGGUCCGACGCCACCAACGGCGGCGCUGUGCCGGGCAAUGCCGAGCCCAACUCCCGCGCCCGCAAGCAGCGGACGGCCUCCUCCGGGGCCAGCUCCGAGUUCCUCUACUUGGGGACCAUGGUGAACUCUCGCGGGAUCGAGGAGCCGCGCGGCAAUGGAGGAGGCGGAGCUGCUCGCCGCGGCGGCGGCGGCGGAGGCGGAGGCGGAGGAGGAGGUGGUCUGGACCCGAGGAAGAUGGACUCGCCGGAGCUCCAGCCGCUGCCGCCGUUGGCGCGGCAGAGCCUGGCGCUGAACUACGGGAAUGGGAACGGAGACCUCCGGCCGCUGCCGCCGCUGGCGCGGCAGAGCUUUAGGCAGAACUGCGGGACUGGGAAUGGGGACCUGAGCUCGACGGCGGACGAGACGGAGGAGGAGUUCUACUCGCCGCGAGGCUCGCUUGGAGGUAGGGAGAGCUCCAUCGGCGCCGGAUCGGGGUCGAGGAGGGCGUUCGCCGCCGUAGCGACCGAAACCCUCGGCGACAGUGGCAGAAGGAGCGACUCCAGCUCGUCUUCCUACUCGUCUUCGAGCUCCGGCUCUCCUGCUCGGUCGCACUCCAUCAGCCUCUCGCCGCCCGUGAGCUUGAGCCCUCGGAGAUCGCAGCCGAAGUCCCCGGAACACGUCGCCGUCGAAGAGGAAGCUCAGGAACCUUCGUCGCCGCCGACGCAUUACGCCAUUCCGUACGCCGACGAGAGCAAGACUCCUCUGCUGUCUUCGGAAGGUUCGUCGCCGGAGAGAGACUUGCGAAAAUCAGACGGGAAAGUCCAUUCUCCGUCGCUGUCCCCCAUGUCGUGGUCGCCAGAGCGAGGGUUGGAGAAGACUCCGGAUCUGUCGCUGAGAAUGUGGACAGUCUCGGACUCCGUCGGACGCUCACCGUCGCCGUCUCUGCAUUCUUCUCCGCUGAGCAGAAGCCUGGAGAGAAGUCCGAUCGCCUCGCCGACUAUGUCCGACACGUCGCACCGCAUUGGACGGUCUCGGCUGUCGUCUCCUCUAUCGCAGUCGCCGGCCAGGGAAUCUGAGGAAAAUCGCGACGCAUCCCCGAGGAAAUCUGAUGUGUCGGCGGGAAGCUCGCGGUUUUCUCUUCACUCGACCUGCAGCUCGCCGAGUAGAAAAUCGGAGAUUAUCGAGCAUAGAUCGCUGCCGAGAUCGUCCAAUGCUUCGGUCGGCAAUCUGCAUCCUCAAUCGGCUUCUCCUGUGGCUUCGUCUCCGAAGAGAGAUUCGAGUGCUAAUGAUCAGUUUGUGCAGUCUCCUGCGAGAGUUAGCACUGGCUCGCAGCAGCAGCCGCCGCAGCAGCCUCCAGUUCCGGCAGCGUGCCACCGCCGCCACCACCUCCUCCUCCUCCCCCCGCCGCGGCCUCUGCCAAUGCAACCAAAGGCCAAGGACUUUCCGCUUCCUUUGACACCUACCGGUCAACUGAUUUCCGAGCCGCCUCGCCUGAUUCCACCGUCGAGGCCUUUCGUGCUCCAGAACCUGACUGAAGUUUCUCCAGUUCAGUUGCCACCGAUUGUCGAAACUGCAGAGAAGGCGGAGAAGAUGGACGAUACUCCGAAACUGAAGCUCAAGCCCUUGCAUUGGGAUAAAGUGAGAGCGAGCUCAGAUCGGGAGAUGGUAUGGGAUCAGUUGAGAUCAAGCUCUUUCAAGUUGGACGAGGAGAUGAUUGAGACCUUGUUUGUUGUAAAUGCCCCAAAUUCGAAAGCGAAGGAGACAACUCCGCGCUCGGUUCUUCCUUUUCCGAACCUGGAGAACAGAGUUCUUGAUCCUAAAAAGUCACAAAACAUUGCAAUUUUGCUAAGGGCACUCAACGUCACCAUUGAGGAGGUCUGCGAGGGCCUUCUAGAAGGUAAUGUGGACGCACUUGGAGCUGAACUUCUUGAAAGUUUAUUAAAGAUGGCUCCCACCAAAGAAGAAGAACGCAAACUGAAGGAAUAUAAAGAUGAUUCACCUUUCAAGCUUGGUCCUGCCGAGAAGUUUCUUAAGGCUGUGCUUGAUGUACCACUUGCAUUUAAAAGAGUUGAUGUAAUGCUGUAUGUUGCCAAUUUUGAGUCUGAAGUUGAAUAUCUUAAAAGAUCUUUUGAAACUCUGGAGACUGCAUGUGAGGAGCUCAGAAACAGCAGAAUGUUCUUGAAGUUAUUGGAAGCAGUGCUGAAAACCGGGAACCGCAUGAAUGUGGGAACAAAUCGUGGGGAUGCCCAUGCUUUCAAGCUUGACACGCUUCUUAAGCUAGCUGAUGUCAAGGGCGCUGAUGGGAAGACCACACUCCUGCACUUUGUUGUACAGGAAAUCAUUAGAACUGAAGGCGCUCGUCUUUCAGGGACCCACCAAGGUUCGAAUCCCACUUUGAAUGAAGAUGCCAAGUGUCGGAAGCUUGGCCUGCAAGUUGUUUCUGGUCUCAGUUCAGAACUUGGCAAUGUGAAGAAAUCUGCUGCCAUGGACUCCGAUGUACUGAGCAGUGACGUCAACAAACUUUUUAGGGGCAUCGGGAACAUUAGAGAAAUUGUGCGAUUAAUAGAAACAUCAGGAUCAGGGGAAAACAGCAAGAAGUUUUCGGAGACUAUGAACAAGUUCACUAAAAUGGCUGAGGAAGAGAUUAUUCGAAUUCAGGCCCAGGAAAGCGUUGCCAUGUCUCUAGUAAAAGAGAUCACAGAGUAUUUCCACGGAGACUCAGCUAAAGAAGAAGCUCACCCAUUCAGAAUCUUCAUGGUGGUGAGAGACUUUCUUGCUGUCCUCGACCGGGUAUGCAGAGAAGUUGGUUCCAUAAAUGAGCGCACGAUAGUCAGUUCUGCCCAUAGAUUUCCUGUGCCAAUUAACCCGAUGCUACCAAUUCCCAUUAAUCCAACUCUUCCACAAGUUUUUCCGGUAUUUCAUGGCCAGCGGCAGCACAGUUUCUCAGAUGGCGACAGCGCAUCUCCUUAGGCUCUCUCUGAUAUGCAAGACUCAUCGCUCUUCUGGGCAUCAAGCUAAAGCAGAUAAACCUUAAAUUUUGGAAGGGUGGAGCUGGGACAGGCAUAAGCUACCCGGUAUGUGUAAUUUAUUUUCCUCUUGUAGCAUUCCAUUUGUACCUGUAUAAAGUCCAUGUAAUAGAUUUAAAAUGGUUUUGGCCUAUAGAUAUAUGUAUACAAAGGAGGAGGUUUUCGUUGGGGGACAAUAAGGUUGUUACUAAGUUAGCUUGUAUGUUUUCGUAGGUGGUCAAAAGUUUUGUUUCAAGCGAGGCUCAGAUGGUAAAACAUCCAAAGCUCAUGUCUAUAUAUCUGUCUUCUUGUAGAAAAUGGUCAUGUAUAUGCCAGAAAACAGUUUGAAAUUCCAUUUGCUCGAAUUCUUCA